Messenger RNA from Durio zibethinus, 423 nucleotides. NCBI's taxonomy places the organism in Eukaryota, Viridiplantae, Streptophyta, Magnoliopsida, Malvales, Malvaceae. The record is from RefSeq and is a predicted model, not a curated record.
AUGAAGGGUGUUGUCAUAUCAGUUUUUGUUGUGCUUGCCAUGGCGCAAUUCAUGGUGAAUCCAGGACAGGCAGCUGUGAGUUGUGAUCAAGUCAAUGAAUGUUUAGCUUCCUGCAUUCUUUACCUUACUUCAAGGGCUGGUAAUCUUACUGUUAAGUGCUGUGGUGGUGUUGGAAAACUCCAGAAAAUAGCUGAAACUACCGCUAACAAGCAAGCAACCUGCAAUUGUGUUAAGCAAGCUGUUGCUCGCAUCCCCACUAUUAAAAAAGAUGCAACAUUGUCUCUCCUUACUAAGUGCAAUGUCCAAAUUAAUUUCCCAAUAGCCAAGAACACCAAUUGCCAAGAAUAUGGUGCAAUUGCAAUGUGUGUAUCAGCUUAUUGCAGGAAUAAAGUUGAGGUUGAUGAUGGAAAUUUCCGUUGUUGA